Molecule: messenger RNA, 2221 nt
Organism: Ilyonectria robusta
Lineage: Eukaryota; Fungi; Ascomycota; Sordariomycetes; Hypocreales; Nectriaceae
Exons: 5
Coding region: 19-2100 (693 amino acids)
Biological process (GO): DNA-templated transcription; regulation of DNA-templated transcription
Molecular function (GO): DNA-binding transcription factor activity, RNA polymerase II-specific; DNA binding; zinc ion binding
Source: RefSeq, a predicted model, not a curated record
UCCACUCAAACGGACGAAAUGCCUCUUCAUCCGAUUCAUCGUGUCACUCCAACAGCCACGACGGCCUCCGAUACACGUAGAGAUUCCGCCAUGGACGAAUCACUUCCAAAUGCACCGCCUCCUGCUGCUCCAAGACCUCGGAGGCCGAUGAGGAAAGGAACCCACAGCUGUUUCGAGUGCCGUCGACGCAAAAUCCGGUGUACAUUCACCUCCAACGCGUCCGUCUGCUCGCAAUGUUCCGCCCGUGGUGGUUUAUGCCUCAACCAACGCCAGGAACCAUUUCUCCAUCCACCAAGCAGCAUUGCUCCCCGUCAAGGCUCCGCUGGAUCCUCCGAGCUAUUUCUUGACCCCGCGUUUUCUGACAAACCGGACCAUCCUUCUGAUUCUGACAUUUUGGUAAACGACGGCAGCUACCAACCCCCUCUGGUCUCGAUGAUUGCCGAUAACGAAAUCUGGUCCACGGCCGCUGGGACGGAACGAAUGUCAGCAACAAGCCCUCAGGCGCGAGGCGACAAGUCCACAUUAAACACGCUCCCAGAGUGCGCAAGUCCGCAAUGUUCCAGCAUCUCCCAGUUGUCUCAGGACAAAGCAAAGCGUGUAUGCGCGACCCUUCGUUCAGCACUGCCUAGCUACGACUCCUUUAUGUCGACUCUAUCCGAGUAUGGAUCCUGGUGGGCCGGCUUCCGCUUCAAGACUCAUCUCAACUCACAAGAACCUGCAGAGGAGCUGGCUGUGUUCGCUGCUCGCAAUUACACGAGCAACAAUCCUGCUCUUCUAGGUACACUCGCUGCCGCUUAUGCUCGUAGCCUGAAUAGAUACCACCAGUUGUACGUUUUGAUCGAAAGCCUCGUGGUGUCGGACUUUGAAUACGCCUCUACCAUUGAGGGUAUGCACUGUCUUAUCUUGCUUGCAAGAUCGCUUACUGAAAUCGGUCAACCGCGCCGCUCCUGGCUUAUAUGGCGGAAGGGCAUGGCGAUUGCACAGCUCAUGGGACUCUACCGACGCGGUUCUAACCAGCUUCUUGCCGACAACAUAUGGUGGGCGGUCUAUUCUGGAGAUCGCUUCACUAGCUUGCUUCUUGGAGUUCCCCAUGGAUUUCCCGAUGGGUACUACAACUCAAAAACACCGUACCACGAAGCUGCAGCGGCCGAGGUUACCCUUCAGACCAUGCUACUCGCAGGAAAAAUCAUUGAGAGGAAUCUGGUCGCUGACAAGCCUUCACUUGCCCAGACCCUGAGCCUAGAUGAGCAAUUGGAUAUAAUCGCAGCCAUGCUUCCAAAGACAUGGUGGACUAUUCCAGACCAAGUAUCUGGUCUAACGCCAGACGAUCAGCUCAAGGAGAAAGUAUUACAGCAGUUUUACUUCUUCCACAUCAAAACCUAUCUCCAUUUACCAUUCAUGGCAAAGUCUGCUGGUGGGCCGACCGCUGUCAUCAGUACGCUUGCGUGUAUGGGAGCUUCCCGCGAAAUGCUCAAGCGUUUCUUGGUGCUCCGAUCCAUCAUUCAGGGGUCAUGUCUGUACGAAUGCAAGACAACUGCCUUUCUCGCGUUUACGGCCGCUGUUAUUCUUAUUCUUGGCUUGGGCGACUUGAGUCAUAUGUCCGCGGCAUCGAGCUCCAGCGAGGACAUGGGCUUGCUGACGGCGGUGAGGGACAUAUUCCGCCAGGCUGCGAGGAGAGACCGAUGCAAGAUUUCGUCGCAAUGCUGCAAUUCCCUCGAUAUGCUUAUGGGAUCUCCGUGCAGUGAUCCAUCGACUACCCGACAGGACGGGGAUCAAGACAAGAUUCUAAUACCAUACUUUGGAAUUGUAGUACGCCGUCGCACGAGCCAAACUACAGGCCGUCCGGAAUACUGUGCUUCUCAGGUAGAUUCCCAGAUUUACCGAGGUGAAGCUUCUUCAAUUAGUCAACCAACAUCUGCAAACCCUCAGAUGGGCAGCCAACUCCAGGAGGUAGAAUUCCCGGCGUUUGAGUAUUCGGGUCUAGGACUGACAGGGGACAAUGUUGACUUUGAUGUUUGGACUGACCCGUCCUGGUCCAAUUCGCUGAUGAUGGAUUUGGACCAGGACUGGAGUUUAUUCACAGAUUUUGGUGGGAUGUAGUACGCCGGCCGUAUAAUAACUAAAUUGGAAAUCAUGCCGCUGUUCAGUUCUUGCCCUUCAGUAUCGGUGCCAGGCAUUGUCGUCUGGACUUAGAUUUGAAGAAAUAUUCUUCAAGUCGGAU